Molecule: messenger RNA, 5503 nt
Organism: Colius striatus (speckled mousebird)
Lineage: Eukaryota; Metazoa; Chordata; Aves; Coliiformes; Coliidae
Product: complement C4-B-like
Exons: 40
Coding region: 1-5010 (1669 amino acids)
Biological process (GO): complement activation
Cellular component (GO): extracellular region
Molecular function (GO): protein binding; endopeptidase inhibitor activity
Source: RefSeq, a predicted model, not a curated record
AUGAGGCCACCAUGGGCACUGGAGCUUCUCCUCCUCCUCUUCCUCCCAACCGUGAUAGGGGAGAGUCCCCUGGACCCCCAGCUGGUGCUGGUGGCCCCUCGGCUGGUGGCCCUGGGAAGCCCCGUGGGGCUACUGGUGACCUCUGUUGGGCCAGUAACAGGGACAGUGAUGGUGUGGCCUGGGGAGGGUGACCGUGGGGCGGGACCCUGCGGCCCUCCUGUGCCUUUCAGCCUCGGGACCCACAACGACUUCAGCCAAAUCCUGACCAUCGAGGUGCCCCUGGAUCAGGCCCAACCUUGUGGGGUGACAGAGGCUGCUGUGGGGCAGACGCUGCUGCUGGAGGCCAGGAGCCCCCCCCUGCUCUCUAAGUGGGCACGUGUGGGGCUUGGGGCGCCCCGGGGAGUUAUCCUCAUCCAGACAGACAAACCCCUCUAUGCCCCCCGGCAGACGGUGCGUUUUCGCAUCUUCUCCCUGGACCCUGACCUGCGGCCAAACUCUGAACCUGUCCUGAUCACCAUCACAAAUCCCCUAGGCGCAAGGGUGCGCGAGGGGCAGCGGGUGCCCCAUGGGCCGGUGCUGAGCGAUCAGAUGGUGCUGCCGGACAUCGCCCUCCCGGGCACGUGGCGAGUGGAAGCCCAACUGGUCACCAGUCCUGGCACGCGCGGGGCGGCCGCCUUCGACGUGCGGCCCUAUGUGCUCCCCGGUUUCUCCGUUCGCGCCGUUCCUGACCGCCCGUUUCUGCUGCUGCAGCAUGGACCCUCCCCCUCCCUGUGCCUGCGCCUGCACGCACGGUACACGGAAGGGGCACCGGUGUGGGGAUGGGCACUGCUGCGUGUGGGACUGCGGGGAGGAGCCCUGCUGCACGGGCUGGACCAGCGCACGCAGCUGACGGCGGGGGAGGCGGAGUUCAACGUCACUCUGGACGCGAUCGCCAGCGCCGUGGGCGUGUCCCAGGAGGAGCUGGCGGGGGAGAGGCUGCGGCUCAUGGUCACGGCCGUCAGCAACGAGGGGGGCUUGGCGGUGCGACAGGAGGUGGGGGUGGGGCUGGUGGCCACGCCCUGGGCCCUUGACAUCAGCCCCUCCCCCCGCUUCUUCACCCCGGGGGCUCCCUACGUCCUCCUGGGCCGUGUGCUGGAGGCCGGGGGAGCCCCCGCUGGGGGCGUGGAGGUGCGGGUGGGGGUGGGUGUGACGGGGGCUGCCCCUGUCCCCGCCAUCGUCCAGCGAGCGGAUGCACGGGGGGAGAUCAGUGUCCCCAUCAACGUCCCGCCCGGGGCCACGGGCUUGAGGCUGACCGUGAGUGGGCGCGCUGUGGAUUUCCCCCCGGCGCGGGCGGAGCUGUUGGUUCAGCCCGUGGAACCUGUCUCGGGGCGAUUCCUGCUGCUGGGGGGGCCAGGGGGGCCCUUGCACCCCGGGGAGACCCUGCACCUCACCCUGCACCCCAUGGGCCCCCCGCCCGCACCCCACACUAUUCACCUGCUGGCGGUGGCCCGGGGGCGGCUGGUGGCUGCCCAGGGGAUCCGUCAGGGGACGGUGACAGAUGUGACACUGCCUGUGACCCCCAGCAUGGUCCCACGGCUGCGCCUCAUCGCCUUCUUCCAGAGCGAUGGGGAACUGGUGACAGCAACCUGGAGUGUGCCUAUAGUAGCCACCUGCCACAGACAGGUGCGGGUGGGGGUGGGGCGGCGCAGGGUCCCUUUUCGCCCACAGGAACCUCUGACGGUGACAGUGACAUGGGAGGGGUUGGACCCCUCCACCCUGCCCCUCACUGUGGCACUUGGUGCCACCGACGCAGCUCUGACCAAGCUGGAGCCGAGGCACCGCCUAAGCCCUGCACAGGUGGAGGCAGUUUUGGGGAGCAAUGAUUUGGGGUGCGGCCCUGGGGGGGGCCCCAAUGCUGAGGGGAUGUUCAGAGGGACAGGACUGGUGCUGGGGGAUGCCAACCUCCCCCUGGACCUCUCGGCGGGGGUGGCCAGGCGCUGCUGCCGGGACGGGGCACAGCUGCUGCCGCUGCGGGUGUCAUGUGCCCAGCGGAGCCGGCGGGUGCCCGCGGCCGGCGGGUGCCGGGCGGCCCUGGAGCGCUGCUGCCGCCGUGCCCGCGCCCAGCGCCGUCGGGGCGGGCCCGGCCUGGCCAGAGUGCUGCUGGAGGAGCUGGAGGAGGAGUUGGAGGAAGGUUUGACCCCCACUAGGAGCUUCUUCCCUGAGAGCUGGAUGUGGAGGAGUCUCCCCGGGCCUGGGAGUGUCACCGUUCUCCUCCCUGACUCCAUCACCACGUGGGAGAUUGAGGCCAUCGCUGUCGUCCCUGGUCACGGGCUCUGCGUGGCCACUGCCCAGCGGGUGCCAGUGGCCCAGGAUCUGUACAUACGGCUGCAGCUGCCCCCCAGCACCCGCCCCCAUGAGCAGCUCCAGCUCCUGCCCCACAUCCACAGCCGGCUGCCCCACAGUGUCAAUGUGUCAGUGUCUGUGGCAGUGCCCGCAGGGGUGUGUGGGGGUCUGUCGGGGCCCCCUGCUGUGCUGACAGUGCCCCCUGGGGGGGCAGUGGCUGUCCCAGUGUCCCUGGUAGCCCUGCGGCCAGGCCAGCACCCACUCACCCUGCGAGCCCGCGGGCCCUGGGGGGUGGGCGACAGCAUCACCCAGCUGCUGCAUGUUGAGCCCGAGGGGGAGCUGUACCUGGAGGAGACCACAUACGUCCUGGACACUGAUGGCGAGAGUGGUCGGAGGCUGCUGAUCCCCGGGAAUGUCCCGGGGGAGGUUGUACCCAAUGGAGAGUUCAGCGUCAGCAUCCGUGUCACCGGCCGGGUGGGGAGUUGGGCGCUGCGUGGGGCGCUGGGUGUGGGGCGCACGCUGCUGAGCGGCCCGGCAGGCUGUGGUGAACAAGCGCUGCUGGCACUCGCCCCCCGCGCCGCUGCCCUGCGCUACCUGGACCUCAGCGAGGGCUGGGCAGGGCUGCCCCCCGGCACGCGGCCGCGGGCCUUGCGCGGCCUCCACAGGGGGCUGGAGCGGGUGCAGAGCUUCCGGCGGCCCGAGGGCUGCUACAGUGCGUGGCCACACCGGGGAGGGAGCACCUGGCUGACGGCGCUGGUGCUGCGGGUGCUGUCCUUGGCCCGGCCAUACCUGCCAGUGGCUGCCAAUGGCCCUGCGCUGGCCCUGCGGUGGCUCCUGCAGCAGCAGCGCUCAGAUGGGGCCUUCCAUGAGAGCCACCCUGUGCUGCACCGGGAGAUGCAGGGCUCGCUGGCAGACCCUGGCGCCGAGGCUGUGGUGGCACUGACGGCCUUUGUGGCGGUAGCCCUGCAGGGGGCACGCGUACUGCUGCCCUCUGACAGCACCGACCAUCACCUGCUGGACCGGUCCCUGUCUCUCGCCACCUCCUUCCUCUCAGCCCGUGUGGGGACGCUGGGGCCGUUCGGGAUGGCCAUCACUGCCUACGCGCUGGCACUAGGGGACAGCGGGCCCCCCGGGCCUUCCCCGGCCCUGCAGCAUCUGUACAGCCACGCACGCACCACGCAGGGUGGCCGAGCACAGUUCUGGCCAGCUGGUGGCCCUGCGGCCACCGUGGAGGCCACAGCCUAUGGACUCCUGGCGCUGCUGCAGCACCGGGACAUGGCGGGGGCCACCCGGGUGGCCCGAUGGCUACGGGAGCAGAGCAACUAUGGUGGUGGAUUCCACUCCACACAGGACACACUGGUGGCACUGGAGGCCCUGUCUCAACUGUGGCUGCAGUGGGGGGGGAUGGUGGGCACAGGACUGAGCCUGAGGCUGAGCUGGGCUGGGGGCAGCCACGGGGCACCUGCCGGAACACGAGUGACACUGGGGCCCGGACUGCAGUCCUUGGAACGCGAGUUGCAGGUGCCUCUGGGCAGCCCAAUCACAGUGGAGGUGGAAGGACACGGCGAAGGGACCCUGACAGUCCUGCGGCAGUUUCGCCUCCUGUCCCCCCUCAACGGCACCUGCCAGGGGCUGCACCUGGAGGUUGCCCUGACUGGACCAAUCAUUUACGAGGAGGAGGACUAUGAGGACUACGAGGAGGAGGUGCAGCCAGACGAGGAGACGGAUCCUGCGGAGGGGGCGGAGCCAGGCGACGAGGCGGAGCCUGAGGAGGGGGCGGAACCAGGAGAGGGGGCGGGGCCUGUGGAGGGCACCACCCGCCCGAGAGUCCCCUCGGAGCACGGGGCGUCGCGGCGGCGCCGGAGCGGCCGUGACGCCGAGCGGGAGGCGGCGUUCGUGGUGUGCAUGUGGCGAGAGCUGGGCCUGCAGCUCUCUGGAAUGGCCGUGCUGGAGCUGACGCUGCUCAGCGGGUUCCGGCCCCGGGCUACGGACCUUGACAAGAUGCGGGAUGUGGUCGAUCGCUGGAUCAGCCACUACGAGCUCAGCGGGACGCGGCUUGUGAUCUACCUUGACCAGGUACCCGCGGAGCGUCAGUGUCUGAGCUUCGGGGCCACACAGGAAGUGGCCGUAGGGCAGCUCCAGCCGGCUUUGGCCGCCAUCUACGACUACUAUGAGCCGGGUCGGCGCUGCAGCGUCUUCUACAGCGCCCCCCGCAGGAGCAACGCGGUCCCCACGCUCUGCUCCGACCAGAGCUGCCUCUGUGCGCACGGUGAGUGCCCACGGCUCCGCCAGGGGGCGCUGUCACUGCAGGAGCGCCUCGACUUCGCCUGUUACAGCCCCCGCGUGGAUUACGCUCUGGUGAUUCAGGCACUGUCCCAGAGUGAGGCUGGGCCCUUUUUGGCCUUUGAGGUCGAAAUUUUGGAGGUUCUGCUGGGAGAGGCUGCCCUGCAGGGGCAGGGCCAGGUGCUGUGGAGGGGCAGCUGCCCCCUGAGGCUCCAUCCCCGACGGCAGUACCUGCUGAUGGGGGAGGGGAUGGUGUUGGAUGCCCAUAGACGGCCGCGCCUCCUGGCCGGGCCCCGCUCGUGGGUGGAGCCGAUCCCGCCCCGCUCCCGCUGCGGCGCCGCCGCCGCCUGUCGCCCCCUGCUGGACUUCAUCGGCACCCUGCGCCCCCACGGCUGCCCCUUCUGACGCGCCGGGGCAACUGGCGGCACUGGGGCGGUGCUGGGAUUAUACUGGGAGUGGCUGAGGCCACACUGGGGACAAGUGGGAUAUACUGGGAGCAACUGGAACUGGGAGCUCAGAGUGACUGAGAGUGACUGGAGUAACUCUGGGAGCAUUUUGAGGGACUGGGAGCGCACUGGGGGCAACUGGGAGUGUGCCACGGUGAUACUGGGAAGAACUGGAAGCGACUGACACCACAUUGGGCAUGACUGGGAUAUACUGGGAGCAACUGGUAUCAUGUGGGGAGUAGCUGGAAACACGCUGGGGGUGACUGGGAGCGAUGAUUGUUCUGGGAGCAACUGGGAGGGACUGGAAUGACACCGUGAGGAACCAGGAUUCCAAUGGGAGUGACUGGGACCGUGCUGGGGGCAACUGGGAUACACCAGGAACCACACUCCUCCCAGCCAUAAAGCCAAAUUUAUGCUAAUGAGCCUCACGAUGUCUCUUCUUUCCCCGCGGC